Molecule: messenger RNA, 504 nt
Organism: Trichogramma pretiosum
Lineage: Eukaryota; Metazoa; Arthropoda; Insecta; Hymenoptera; Trichogrammatidae
Product: histone H3
Exons: 1
Coding region: 28-438 (136 amino acids)
Cellular component (GO): nucleosome
Molecular function (GO): DNA binding; structural constituent of chromatin; protein heterodimerization activity
Source: RefSeq, a predicted model, not a curated record
CCAAGUCGUACGCUCAAUUUCUGCACAAUGGCUCGUACCAAGCAAACCGCCCGCAAGUCCACCGGAGGCAAGGCCCCGCGUAAACAACUCGCCACCAAGGCUGCGCGCAAGAGCGCGCCAGCAACCGGAGGAGUCAAGAAGCCACAUCGCUACAGGCCCGGCACCGUCGCUCUUCGUGAAAUCAGACGUUACCAGAAGAGCACCGAGCUUCUCAUCCGCAAACUGCCCUUCCAGCGUUUGGUCCGUGAAAUCGCUCAAGAUUUCAAGACCGACUUGCGUUUCCAGAGCUCUGCUGUCAUGGCCUUGCAAGAAGCUAGCGAGGCUUAUCUGGUCGGUCUUUUCGAAGAUACCAACUUGUGCGCUAUCCACGCCAAGCGUGUCACCAUCAUGCCCAAGGACAUCCAGUUGGCUCGUCGCAUUCGUGGAGAACGCGCCUAAGCUACCACUUCACAACUAUAUAAUCAGUCCUUUUCAGGACUAACAAAUUUUAAAACGUUUGUCAAA